Brassica rapa (field mustard) is the source of this 3194-nucleotide messenger RNA. Its product is annotated as auxin-responsive protein SAUR50. The record is from RefSeq and is a predicted model, not a curated record. NCBI's taxonomy places the organism in Eukaryota, Viridiplantae, Streptophyta, Magnoliopsida, Brassicales, Brassicaceae. Gene Ontology annotation, biological process: response to auxin.
CAUAACAUGCAUUCGGACCCACUUUUUUUACUUGAAUUUUGUAAUAUUUAUACUUGAAAAAAAUAUUUAUUUAUAUUAGCUUCAAUCAUCUCUUUCAGUUUCAUUACUUUAAUAUUAUAUAUAUACAUAUAUGCAUAAAUAUUUGACUAAAUUUAUAUGAUAAGUGCAUAUAUUACAAGGUUUAUCAGGCCACAUGCGGAAAAUGUGAUAUGUAGGAGUGAUAGGAACUCGAGGUGUGGACAUUGGAUUAUUGAUGAGCGAUUUUGUAUAUGUUUUCGAGUUCAACAAUUUCUUUAAGGUGCACAAAAGUCUUACUGUAAUUGGUUACUUUAAUUGCUAUGCAGUAAAGAUUUGAAGUAUGGUUGCAAAAAUACUAUAUAUGUAACUAACAAUAGUUCAGAUAGAAGAUAUACUGUCUGUUUAUAUAUAUUAGUCCUCAUCUAGAAUUUUAAGGAAAACCUGCUUCAGAUUAGACUGACAGUAACAAUGAUCCAAGCAUUUGAGCACAUGAAAAUGUGUGAUGUAUAUAUGGAUAAAUGUAGAGAUUAUUAAUUAAGUUCAAUACAUGAAAAUUGUUUUUUGGCUGAUUGCUUGUUACUUGGAAAAUAUAAAUAAAUAAUUGUAGAUGAGACAUUCGCGCACAUGGGGGCAUGAACACAAUAUAAACUACAAGAUAAGUGAUGUUUUGGUGUGGUACGCCGUAUUACAUUAUUGUCCAUUUCGUAUGCCAAGUACUAAAUUAAUUUUCUCAUUAAACAAAAAAGCAUCUUCAGUUAAUCUUAACUGCGUCUGGUAGGAGAACCAUUUAUAUAGUUUUCUAUGUUUUGAUUAUAGUAUUGAAUCACAUAUACGAAUUUAAAUUACAUUGCUUUAAAAAAAAUUACAUUGCUUAAAAUACGUUUUCCUAUACCUUUUCCCAGCUACCCAUGUGGUGGUUUUAUUUAUAUUGUUUAACAUAAAUUCUCCCACUUUCCGUGCGCCGAAAUUAUUAUUUUUAGUUUUAAUAAUAUAUCUGUAGUUUGUGUUUAUAAUAAUAUUUUAAAAAACUUUAUUUAUAUAUAUGUAUAUUAUUUAUUGUUUAUAAUAUAUAUAAAGUUUUUGACCCUUCAGACCACCGCUAUGGUGAUGCCCUUGUUUGCCACAAGCAUGCACGAACUAUCUGUAUACAAUAUUUUUCAGUAUACAUAAUUUGUUGUUAAAAUCACUUUAGUCUUUUUUCAUCUAAAGAAAUUAUACAUAUAAACUGAAUGUGCAUGAACUAGUUAAUUAUUUCAGAUUUUCUCGGUUAAUGCGUUAAUUAACUGUACAGAAACAAUAUGCGAGAACUAGUUAAUUAACUGAAUGUGCAUGUCAACUUAUGUUAGAUAUGAACUAGUAAGCUACGUGUGAAAUUAACUACUAAGUACCUUUAUAGGAGAUCAAAACAUAGAAUAUCAUCAGGUUAUUUGCUUCUAACGUUUGAACACUUUGAUUAUACCUAAACAGAACAUGCAUGAACAUAAAGAAAGAGAUUGACUCUAAUAUGUCCCUAAUCAAAUCCCAAAGCGAUGUCUGAACUCUUUCCAAAGACUGGUCGUCUUAUCCAACACUACCACAUGCUCUUACUUCCCUACCAUUUCUUUUUCUUUAAAGUGACACUUAUUUAUUCAAUUAAUAGAAUUCAAUCCUUUAUCAUCGCUAAAUUCAUUAGCAUAAUUAUUAAGACCAUGAAUAAUCAAAGGAUAGUUUUCACAUGUCGAAUCUAUCACCUACGAAUGCUUCGUGCGCCAUCCAUUGUAUGAAGAAGAAGAAAACAUACUAUAGUCUUUGAUUCUCUCUUCUAAACAAAUUAUUUAAAAUUAAUUUCCCCAAUCAUCUGAUCAGCAAAAUUAAUUUCUCGAAUCUUAACCCAUCACACUAAUAUAAUUUAUAAAUAAAAAAUAAUACAGGAAACAUAAGAGUAUCUCUACGUCUAUUCCACUUUUCAUUUCUAGUUUUAUUUUGAAAAGUUAUUAACUCUAUUUUACCAAAAAUAAUUGAAGUAAAAAUAUAAUUAUUCCAAAAUUCGAGCAUAGUCAUCAAUUUUUUUUUAAAAAAAAUCAUUUCUUUAAUUUAAUAUUAAAGUAUAAUUCGAUUAUUUUAUACAAUAACUCUAUUUUGAUUUUUCUCAAAAAAAAACUCUAUUUUGAAAAUAGUAAUGGAAUGAAAUAUUACAAAAAUUCUUAGGACCAUAGAGAGGCAAUGUCGUAAAUAUUUUGAGUACCAGUGGCAUUGUGUUAGUUCCUUUACUAUAUAAACUUCGUCCCUAGCAAACUCUCAAAACCCCUCUGACAUUUUCUCUCUUUAAACACUUACUUAACCGGGAAAAAAAAUACUUAACCGGAAAAAAAUGGCUGGAGGUCUCGGGAAAUGCAGUAAGAUACGUCACAUUGUGAGGCUGAGACAGAUGCUCCGACGGUGGCGCGACCAAGCGCGGACAUCUUCUUUCCGCCGCAGCGUACCGUCGGAUGUACCGUCAGGACACGUGGCGGUCUACGUGGGUAGCAGCUGCAGGAGAUUUGUGGUGCGCGCGUCGUAUCUGAACCAUCCCAUCCUAUGGAAUCUUCUGGUUCAGGCGGAGGAAGAGUUCGGUUUCGUUAACCAGGGUCCUUUGGUUUUCCCUUGCGAAGAAUCGGUUUUCGAGGAGUCGAUCCGGUUUAUUUCCCGGUCAAGAGGGUUUACUUGUCCCGAUGAUGUCAAGAAGAACUGCCACGUGGAGAUCAGAAGCGAUCGAUGGAUUGAAUCUCGGCCGUUGCUUAAUGGCGUCUCCGAGAAAGCAAUAUGGUGAUCAUUUUGUCGGCAACGUACGUACAGAGUAAAUAGAGUAAUAAAAAAGAGAGCGGAUACUGACUCGGUUUGACUCGCCAUGGGAGCAGCCAGCCACUUUGAAUAAUCAUGUUCAUGUCAUUGACUCAGGCUCUUAUUUAUUUAUUGGUUUCGUCCUGUGCGAGGCGGCGAGUUUACUGAGCUGAGUUAGACGAAAUACAGAGGAGAUGGCCGUUAAAUGUGAUUUAAAUUGGUGUUGGCUCCGUCUCCUCCCAGUUCAAUUAAAUUGUAUAUAAUUUCUUUUUUAAUUAUUGGAGAAAUUUGAUUUCUGAUUCUAAAAAUCUAUGUGCAAGAUUCCAGCGGAUUAAUGUAUGAACAUUGUUCUAUUUAUUAAACAGUUAUAUGGUUCA